AAUACUCAUCCUCCACUGUCUAUACACACCUCUCACUUCCGCAUCGCAUUUCUCCCUCAAUGCGCCUUCAUCCUUUCUGUCAAUAAUCAAUCCUGUGCCAUCCACUGCAACCUUUCCUAUGGCAGAUGUGUCUUUACCUCACAGCUCGGGGCCCGAGCCCGAUGCGCCGCCAUCCAGUGCUGGCUCUGCCGGCCACUCCGCAGCUAUCGAGCUGCGUCCGGGUCCGGCCCCGAUGACGGAGGAAUUGAAGGCUAAGAUGGACAAAGUCAUCUAUUCCGAUAUUGGUAUCACCACUCUCCUGACCCGGCUAAAGCAGAGUGUUUCAUCUGCCAAGGACUUCUCCACAUUCCUCAAGAAAAGAUCCUCCCUCGAAGAAGAGCAUGCGCAAGGUCUGAGGAAGCUGUCCCGCUCGCUUCAUGAUGCGGCACAUCGCACCGAGAAUCGCCAGGGCACCUACGGGACCAGCUACAAUGACCUCAAUCGCUUCCAUGAGCGCAUGGCAGAUCAUGGACUGCAAUUCGCCGUAUCGUUGCAGCAGAUGGCCGACGACCUGAAUGAGCUGGCCACAAACAUCGAACGUGGCCGCAAGCAAUGGAAGCAAACGGGUCUGAGUGCAGAGAAGAGGGUGCUCGAGGCGGAAGCGUCUGCCGAGAAGGCAAAGGCUAAAUACGAAUCGUUGGCUGAACAAUACGACCGGGUGAAGACGGGCGACAAGCAGGGUGGAAAGUUCGGUCUCAAGGGUCACAAGUCCGCUGCGCAGCACGAGGAGGAGCUAUUGCGCAAAGUACAGAAUGCGGAUUCGGACUACUCCACUAAGGUCCAGGCUGCACAGGCGGCUCGCCAGGAGCUGGUCUCAACCCAUCGCCCCCAAGCUGUGACGAACAUCCAGAAGCUGAUCUCAGAAUGUGACUCGGGUCUGGCGUUGCAGCUGCAGAAGUUUGCAACGUUCAACGAAAAGCUGCUGCUAGGCCAAGGACUGUCAAUUAGUCCACUGAAGGAUGGCACAGCGAAUCCUGCUUUGGCGCCAAAGAGCCUGUAUGAAGUCGUGUCGCAGAUCGACAACGAGAAGGACUUCCGUGACUACAUUCUUAGCCACGAGAGUAACCCGGCUGCAGUGGCAUCCGAGCAGAUCAGAUAUCAACGGCAUCCGACUCUCGGAGGCUCUGGGCCUGCUGCGCCUGUCUCUGCACCCACGACCCAGAAUAAACGACAGUCGACUUUUCUCCCUUCGUCCUUUUCUACACAGACCCUCUCCUCUCCACAAGCAGCAACGCAGCCGCCAGCGCCGGCACCAGGCCCGGCACCCGCACCCGCACCGGCGCCAAAUACCGAGCCGAUGCCUUACCAUCAAAACCCAGACUCCUUCAGAUCACCUCCUUUCCAACCACAGCCACCAUAUCCGACAAGCUCUUCGGGACCUCCAGAGCCGCAUCAUGCUGCAAGCCAGCCACCUGUACCGCCAGCGAAAACGCCACUGCAUGCGCCUGGUAAUGGUUUCCAGCCACACUUACCUCCUCUGAAGCCGGUGUUCGGUGUGUCUUUGGAGGAUCUGUACACCCGAGAUGGGACGGCAGUUCCCAUGAUUGUCUAUCAAUGCUUCCAAGCCAUUGAACUCUUUGGUCUUGAUAUGGAGGGUAUCUACCGUCUAUCCGGCAGUGCCACUCAUAUCAGCCAGAUGAAGGCAAUAUUCGACAAUGACUCGUCUCAGGUGGACUUCACCAACCCCGAGAACUUCUACCAUGACGUCAACAGUGUCGCGGGGUUGUUGAAGCAGUUCUUUAGAGACCUACCUGACCCUCUAUUCACAUCUCAUUUCUAUCAUGACUUCAUCAACGCAGCCCGCCUCGAUGAUGACAUCCAGCGUCGCGACUCUCUGCACGCGCUCGUGAACAACCUACCGGACGCCCACUACGCUACACUGAGAGCUUUAAUUCUGCACCUCAACAAAAUCCAGGAGCAUUACACGCAGAACCGGAUGAACGCAGGCAACAUCGCCAUCUGCUUUGGACCAACCCUCAUGGGCGCCAGCUCCGGCGGCAACAUCGCCGACGCAGGCUGGCAAGUCCGCGUCAUCGAGACGAUCCUAGUCAACACGUUCCAGAUUUUCGACGACGACUAGAUUUAUUCUCCGCGCACGACCAUGCCUAAUUCUGUUCGUUUUGGCCUUGCUAAACCGUGACCCAGUAUGUGGAUUUGCUUCCCCACAUCUCCCAUUUCUACUACGCGAAUACCACUCGAUUUAUUGCUUUUUUUUAUGUCGUCACUUGUUUGAUCGUUCUCUCAUCUUGGAAACCGAUUGGCUUCCGAGCUUGGAUGUGUAUAUAUGCGACUUAGUAAUACCUGCGUCGAGACACAGUAGAAUCUUCCUACCGCUUGCAC
Messenger RNA from Aspergillus homomorphus CBS 101889, 2379 nucleotides. It is a transcript of the gene rgd1, whose product is annotated as putative Rho GTPase activator (Rgd1). Lineage: Eukaryota; Fungi; Ascomycota; Eurotiomycetes; Eurotiales; Aspergillaceae. The transcript is spliced from 9 exons. Bases 119 to 2119 code for a protein of 666 amino acids. Gene Ontology annotation, biological process: regulation of GTPase activity; signal transduction. Gene Ontology annotation, cellular component: cytoplasm. The record is from RefSeq and is a predicted model, not a curated record.